Messenger RNA from Peromyscus californicus insignis, 4428 nucleotides. It is a transcript of the gene Nfkbil1, whose product is annotated as NFKB inhibitor like 1. Bases 125 to 1525 code for a protein of 466 amino acids. Lineage: Eukaryota; Metazoa; Chordata; Mammalia; Rodentia; Cricetidae. The transcript is spliced from 5 exons. Gene Ontology annotation, molecular function: protein binding. Gene Ontology annotation, biological process: canonical NF-kappaB signal transduction; negative regulation of toll-like receptor signaling pathway. The record is from RefSeq and is a predicted model, not a curated record. Gene Ontology annotation, cellular component: nucleus.
AGGCCCGGUGCUGGCGGGCUGCAGCAGGUGCAGGGCGUCGCCAGGGUCACCAGGGUCACCAGGGCCGGGGGACGGGAGGGUGCAGAGCUUGGCUGGUGCUCUCAGAGACACAAAGACGACGAGAAUGGUGUGGGAAGGAGGACCCUGUGUUGCAAUCGCCUUGUUUCCCCUCCGGAGGCCUAAGCACGAGUCACCCACUCGGGGCGGAACGAUUUCCGGGAUGGGCCUCAUAGUUCAUUUCCGCCCGAAACUCGCGUCUGCGCUUGCGCCAUUUCCGCCAGCCCCGAGGGCCGCCUCCCUUCCCGCCUCCCUUCCGGCAGCGUCCCAAGCCCAGGCCUCGGCCCACAGCUCCGAGGGUCCUCGGGGGCGGGGAGCAGGUCCGAUGAGUGGCCCCUCCCCGCAGGCCCCCGAGGAAGGAGCCUCUACGUCUGUCUGCCGGCCCAAGAGUUCCAUGGCCUCUGCUUCCCGCCGGCAACGCCGAGAGCGACGCUUCCGGCGGUACCUGUCUGCAGGACGGCUGGUGCGAGCCCAGGCUCUCCUCCAGCGGCAUCCCGGCCUCGAUGUGGAUGCCGGGCAGCCCCCUCCUCUCCACAGGGCCUGUGCCCGCCACGAUGCCCCGGCCCUGUGCCUGCUGCUGCGUCUCGGGGCUGACCCUGCCCACCAGGACCGCCAUGGCGACACGGCGCUGCACGCUGCCGCCCGCCAGGGCCCUGAUGCUUACACGGACUUCUUCCUGCCACUGCUCAGUCGCUGCCCCUCUGCCAUGGGGAUAAAGAAUAAGGAUGGGGAGACUCCUGGGCAGAUUCUGGGCUGGGGACCCCCCUGGGAUUCUGCUGAAGAGGAAGAGGAUGAUGAGAUCUCCAAGGAGCGAGAGUGGCGGCAGAAGCUGCAGGGCGAGCUGGAGGAUGAGUGGCAGGAGGUCAUCGGGAGGUUUGAAGAUGAUGCUUCUCAUGAGACGCAGGAGCCCGAGUCCUUCUCAGCCUGGUCAGAUCGCCUGGCUCGAGAGCACGCCCAGAAACGGAGGCAGCAGUUGUGGGCAGAGAGAUCCUGCCGACCCCCAGGGGCUGGGGGCUCCAGUCACAGCUGGCGUCAGCAAGAGGAGGAACAGCGGCUUUUCCGAGAGCGAGCCCGGGCCAAGGAGGAGGAACUGCGUGAGAGCCGAGCCAGAAGGGCUCAAGAGGCUCAGAGGGACAGAGGGACAGAGCCUCCCAGACCUGGGCCCAGGGCCGAGCACCCACGAGGGGCAGGGCGGGGCAGCCUCUGGCGCUUUGGUGAUGUGCCCUGGCCCUGCCCUGGUGGAGGGGACCCAGAGGCCAUGGCUGCAGCCUUGGUGGCCAGGGGUCCCCCUCUGGAGGAACAGGGGGCUCUGAGGAGGUACUUGAGAGUCCAGCAGGUCCGAUGGCACCCUGACCGCUUCCUGCAGCGAUUCCGAAGCCAGAUUGAGACCUGUGAGCUGGGCCGUGUGAUGGGAGCCGUGACAGCCCUCUCUCAGGCCCUGAACCGCCAUGCAGAAGCCCUCAAGUGACCCUAGGGGAUGAGCAAGAACCUGUGAGGCUGUAGCCUCGAGGACAGGCAGGAAGAGGCGCAAGGUCAUGGAUGGGGAUGGACAAGAGGCCGCUACUGCACAGAGAGGAUAUGGGGCAGGCUCACGUAAUGGAUGCGGGGGUGGGGGGAGGGAGGCUCUACCACCACCGCUCUUGACUGCCAUUUCCUAAUAAGACCUGGUUCCACAUCUCACUCCAGAGUCUUCUCUGCUUUUUCCAUUGCUAUGGUUUUCAUCACCCAUGACAUCUCCUUUCCCGCCCAGCUGUUGAAACCCGCAGCUCCCACACACCUGCAGCACAUAGUCAGACAGGGAGUGCUGUCAAUAGAGACCAGAAGCCCCCCACCCCUGCCCUGGCUUGAGGUCCCUUAGAAGGCCCAGUUUGUCCUUCAAACCCCCUCUGCUCCCUCCCCAGGGACCUGACCACUCCACAGUCUGCAGCUGAAGACAGAUGUGAACAAGUAGAGAAAAGGGGAACAAACCACCCCCAACCCCCCUUCGUGCUCCCCAACCAGAACCACAUCCUCCUCCCUGCUCGCACCCCUACCCCAACACAGGGCUUUCCCUCUGCUGAGUCACCGAAUGAGCUGAGUUGGGGGCAGCCGGGGCUGGGACCAUAAGGACCUAGGAGGGUAGAGCAUAGAAAGGGGAUGGAGGAAGAGCCUAUGGGGGAGGGAAUUUCAGUUGCUAAAAUUAGAAGCGGGAAGGAGGCCGGAAAGAGCCAGAUUAUGUAACCUGGGUUGUCUGUUCUUGGGCAACUAGAGAUCCACACCCGAGCCUAUCUGGGCUCCUGGGCAGCUCCUUCCCUGGUUUCUCAGUCUCGUCUCUCUGGGGCUCCAAUCCCGGUAUCUACUGUUCGAUUCCCCAACCCUAAACUUGGGCUUCAGCUCUGGGCAACUCAGGCUUGGCCUUCCACAUAAACAUCUCCUUCCCAAGAACCCAUAGUUAAGGUCCUAGGGGUUAGAGAGAAAGGGUCUGAGACAUGGAAGGUGGGACGGGAAAUCCAUCAUACCACUGUUCAAAUUCAGCAGCUCUCUGGAAAUGGAGAAAUUGUAGGCAGAUCCCACUACCAACGCCUAAGACACAACUGGGAACUCAGGUUUUUUGGGUUUGGUUUGGUUUGUUUUAAAGUAGAGGCAAGACAGAACAAAGUAUUGUGCAGUUAGUUGUGUGUGAUCUGAAAGGGGACCAUCAGCACUACAGCCCAGGCCUGCUGGAGGGUCCCGGCAUUGCGCAGGAAGAAGCUGCUGGAAAGCCGGGUGGUGCUGGCACCGCAUGCCUUUAAUCCCAGCACUGGGGAGGCAAAGGCAGGAGGAUCUCUGUGAGUUCGAGGCCAGCCUGGUCUACAGAGUGAGUUCCAGGAUAGGCUCAUCUACACAGAGAAACCCUGUCUCGAAAAACCAAAAGAAGGAGAAGAAGAAGAAGCUGCUGGAAACAUGCAGUGGGCCUGAGACCCGGGGAGAUGUUGGGGAGGUUAGGAAGAGGCCCAAGGCCAGGCAGAUGUCGAGCAGCAGGAGGAAGAGCUCUGUGAGAGGAAGCUGCUGUGAUUCGGAGAAGAGUCUUGGAACUGUGAGCAGCCCAGGCAUCCGGUUCCUCUCACAGGCUGGGGAUUUCGGAAGUGGCAUGCAAAGAGCCCACAUGGAGUCAGAGUCGACCCCUGGAGCUGGGGUCGAGAGGAGCAGCCGGCGUGUGGACUGGAAACACUUGGUUUUCUCCUGUACAUGAAUUACCUGAAACCAAGAUAUGCUGAUACCCCCUCCCCCUCCCCCUCCCCGCAGACCUCCCUCUCUAUCCCCCCCUGGUGUCUGGCCCCCAGCCCUGGUGGGGGUUCCCCUGAGAUGAAGGCUGUUCACUUUCUCUGACCACAUGGUUUCCGCUUCUGCAUCUCUCAUUUCCUAGGCUGAUAAAAAUACUGAGUCCCAGAGGCCCCGGCUUCCUCUGACCCCCUGGUACCAGGCAGCAGGCAUCCUGUCCCCCAUGGUGGGGGUGGGGAGGGAGCUCAGGGAUCCCCAAGGUUGACUCAGUGCCUGCCGUGGGACAGUAGUUGCUGUGGAAAUGUGUCCCUUCCAUCAAGUUGGUCCCAGGAGUUGGAUCUCUGGGGUGGGGUACUUCGGGGCUCAAUUUGAGAAAAGAGGUUAGGAAAGAAACUAGAGAUGGGAUGUCAGCCUGGGGAUUGAGGUGGGGGUGGGUUUCAGUUAAAUUAGGAAAGGGGCCUGAGCUUCUGUUUGGCACAGUAUCAUGUAACCAAAGAAUUCAAACCCUGCUUCUGGGGACAUACCCAUACCCCAGUGUGUGAAGGCAUGAAGAGCAGCCUUCAUAGCAAGGCCCAUGGGAUGCAGUCAGGAGGCUCCCCAGAGGGUAGGAACAGUGAAAAUGCCUGCAUGGGCUGAGGCUGAGAAGCUAGAAAACAGUGUGAGCUGGUGUGAGCUGGCGUGAGCUGAUAUGAGCUGAGCAUCUUGAAGUGAAGAAGCACAGGUUUGAGGGCUGUGUGCAAAGAAGGCUGAGGGCAGGGAAUCGGGACUGGUGCUGUUUGGUGACCCUGGGGCAGCUGUGAAGUUGAGAGUGGGUGGGUGCUGCAGGGCCAGGCUGAAUCUCCUCUGUGUUAGCUCACCCUUUUCCAGUCACUAAUCCUGCCGGGGACUCCAGACAGAUCUCUCAAGACAGGGCACAGUGGCUGGCGGAGUGCUCUUCCUGAAGGGACUCAGAAGCAGAUCUGUGCCAUCUCCUGCUCUCCAGUCUCAGCCCUUCCACCUCUCCCAGAGCCUCUCACACGCUGGAACUCUUGUCUCUGGUUACUGAAGCUAGGACUCCUUCAAAGGACCACCCAUAAAACUUAACUUCUCUGUCCCUCCAAUUUUCCAUGUAAAUAAAUUCUUUGGACCAUG